AGGGCACGUUUAACCCACCACUUGCAUAACACGGCGUGAAUAUAAGGCAGGAGCAGCGCACUGCACAGAGCAGAAAACCAGCACUUGGUUAUCUCCCUCUCUCAGAGUCCAUCUGAAGCCUUUGGUCGCCAUGACUACAUCUGGAUCCUGCACCUCUAUCAUCAACCUGCGCUACCAGGACGGUAGCGAGGGGAGCCAGUCCAACCCGGCCAAGUAUAACAACCAAGACUAUGCGCAGCUGAAGGAUGACAACCUCCGCAGAGGAAGGCUGUUCAUGGACAGCGCCUUCCCGCCCAGCAACAGCUCCUUGGGUGACCUCAAUUUGACCUACACUCAGAGGAAUGAUGUGGAAUGGCUUCGUCCUUCGGAUAUCCUGAAAGCUCAAAACAUCAACUCCGCACCAGUUUUCUGUUCGAAAGGCGCCUCUAGAUUUGACUUUAGCCAAGGCCAUGUGGGUAAUUGCUGGUUUCUCGCUGCAAUUUCUUCACUGACUUUCCACAAGCAGCUGAUGGCCCAAGUCGUGCCCAUGGACCAGUCCUUCAGCAACUACGCAGGAAUAUUUCACUUCAGGUUCUGGAGGUUCGGUAAGUGGGUGGAUGUCGUCAUUGACGACUACCUGCCGACGUACAACAAGCAGCUGCUGCUUGUGAGCUCCAAAGGGGGGAAUGAGUUCUGGGGUCCUCUUAUGGAGAAAGCCUAUGCCAAGGUCUGCGGCUCCUAUGCAGACAUGAGUGCUGGGCUGCCAGCGGACGCCUGCAAGGAUUUCAGCGGAGGUGUGAGCAUGACUUACAUGCUCAAGGAAGACUUCUCCUACGGCAAUGAUGAGGAGCUGUGGCUCCAGCUGAGCAGAGCCACCGCGUGCAAUUCCAUGAUUUGCUGUGGAACUCCCCCAAAAGGGGGAUCGAAUGCCAACAGUAUUAACCACGCUGGACUGGUGGACGCACAUGCUUAUUCCAUCACAUCUGUGGCUGAGGUCAGUUAUUACGGCUCCAAAGUGAGGCUGGUGCGGAUCAUGAACCCUUGGGGCAAACAGGAGUGGAAUGGAAAGUGGAGCGACAACUCUAACAUGUGGAAAAGCGUGAGCCAAGAAGAUCGGGAGAGGUGUUUCAACCACGAAGAUGGAGAGUUCUGGAUGGAGCUGAAGGACUUCUGUUACUAUUUCAAUCUUCUUUCCAUCUGCUGUGAGAAUCCCAACUUCCUGGACGGCGACCUCUCCUGCCAGUGGAAAUCCAUGACCUACGAUGGCAGCUGGGUUGCAGGAAUAAGCGCGGGUGGCAACGUGAACAAAUCCACCUUUGCAACAAACCCUCAGUAUCGCAUCGAGGUGAAAAUCAUUGACAAGACGGAGCGGGAAGACAAAAACGUCAUGCUCUCCCUGAUGCAGAAACCCAAGCAGGAAAAUCGCAAUGACAGAGAGUUCCACCCAACUGCCCUUACCAUCUUUGAGGUUCCACCAGGGACCAAAAAAGGACCUCUGGGAUCCUCCUUCUUUAGAGGGAAAAGGCCCGUGAAGGACCAGCAGAUGUACAGUCGUGCAAGGGACGUCAUUGAGCUGCACAGCCUGCAGCCCGGGGAGUACGUGAUCGUCCCCUCCACCAUGGAACCCUACACCAAUGCAGAGUUCGUUCUCACUGUCUACACCAAGGCCGAAGCUCAUAUCAGCCCCUACGCUGGAGGAGUUGAUAUUGAUGACGACCAUGACCAUGAUCACGAUCACGAUCACGAUCACGGCCAUGGCAUGGAGGAGGAGAAGGAGGUCCCCAAGAAGCCAGAAGAGGGAACUACUGAUAUCAGCCGCUCCUUGUUCAAUCGCUACGCCGAUCAGAACGGAGAGCUGAGUGCCAGGCAGCUCCAGAAGCUCCUGAAUGACUACUUUCCUCAUGGGACAUCGAACGGCUUCAGUGUGGACACCUGCAGCAGCAUGAUCGCUAUGGUGGAUAUUGACAAAAAGAUGACGAUGACCUUCACUGAGUUCUCCAUCCUCUGGGAGAAGAUUAACGGAUUCAAGGAUCUCUUCCACCGCUCUGAUCAGAGUCGCAACGGAUCUCUGUCUGAAUAUGAGCUGCACAAGGCCAUCGAGUCUGCAGGCAUAGAUACGAACGACUCCAUGGUCAGCCUGAUGAUGUUCCGCUAUUCAGGAUUCUCAUCCACCUCCUUGGAGGAGUUCAUCACUCUCAUGCUGCGUCUGGAAAACACUUCAGACACCUUCAAUGACAAAUCAACCAAUGGAACCAUCACUCUGACCUGGGAGGACUGGUCCCACUACUCCAUGUACAACUAAAAGCUGUCACAGACGCCAGGAGACACAUGAAAGAAGAUUCCUGCAGCACGAGCGUUGCUUUUAUUGGAACUGUUGUCUUCUUGUACGAAAACACUGUAACACAACAGAGAAAACUGAAUAAAAUGUGUUACUCUGAA
This is a messenger RNA of Mugil cephalus (flathead mullet), 2418 nucleotides long. RefSeq names its product calpain-A-like. NCBI's taxonomy places the organism in Eukaryota, Metazoa, Chordata, Actinopteri, Mugiliformes, Mugilidae. The coding region runs from base 131 to 2281 and encodes 716 amino acids. Gene Ontology annotation, molecular function: calcium-dependent cysteine-type endopeptidase activity; calcium ion binding. The record is from RefSeq and is a predicted model, not a curated record. Gene Ontology annotation, biological process: proteolysis. Gene Ontology annotation, cellular component: cytoplasm. The transcript is spliced from 22 exons.